This is a messenger RNA of Topomyia yanbarensis, 2503 nucleotides long. RefSeq names its product reticulon-4-interacting protein 1 homolog, mitochondrial-like. Gene Ontology annotation, cellular component: mitochondrion. The transcript has 7 exons. The record is from RefSeq and is a predicted model, not a curated record. Lineage: Eukaryota; Metazoa; Arthropoda; Insecta; Diptera; Culicidae. The coding region runs from base 576 to 1988 and encodes 470 amino acids. Gene Ontology annotation, molecular function: oxidoreductase activity.
AAAAUAUCGAUUUGUUUUGGUUUCGUUGGUCGCUUUUUAUUGUUACAGAAUGCAAAAAUCAGACGUAUAGAUCGGAAGAAAAUCACCGAAAAUUUAUGAAAAGUCUAUUUUUUUCCUUGGCACAGUUUCAAGAAAAAUAUGAAUUGGUUUUAGCUAAGAGGUAACCCUCUUGUAGGAGGGUUUAGCAGAGAAAUGCAUAGAGUAAUGACCACCGAACGAUAAGAGAUACAAUUUGCUACUAUCGUAUACAUUAGAUUAAGUCAACCAGAGAAACUGGUCUCAAGAAAAGCCUUGAAGCAUCAUCACGGUUGAAAUGGAAGAAGUUCGGGACCGUCUUGUAGAUGCUGUCCAAUCGAUGCAGGUGAUUGUAUCCAUCUGUAUUUCUUCUUAUUCAUGCUUUCAUCGUCACUUCUGUCGAAUACUCAAUGUUAGUGAUAAGCGGUGGUGAACGGAUCUAAAGAAAACAAUCGUAAACCUAGCUUAAGGGAUAUAAACAAUAAUAGUGCAUAGUCUGAUUUUUUGUAUAUUUUCGAUACUGCUGUGUUGAUUUGGUAACAUCCUAGACGAACAUAAAUAUGGCUACCGAAAGUGGGCUCCGAGUAGUGAGACAGUACUCGGACGAAGGUCGCAAUAUGGCUAUGCGAGCUUUAAAUGAUACUACUGCCAACACGGCUGUGAGAAAUGCGUGGUCCAAUGUUUUAACGUUGAUUCAAAGACUGAAAGACACUGCUAGAGAGGUGGCAGAUCCAACAAUAAUCUAUGAACAGCUACGGAUCCUUUUCCGGGAUGAGAUUUCACGCAACAACGCAUUCUUCAUUCUGGUUGGAAUUGGUUUCGGUACCACUGGAGGUGUCCUACUCGGUUUUUGGUUAGCACGACCCCAUCUGGCAACACCAAUUAUGAAAUCAAUCGCCUGUACUUCAUUCCGGGAUCCGGAUAAUGUAACCGUGUGCAAUACUUCUGUUCCACAGUUUGAAUCGUCCUCCGAUAUACUAGUGCGCGUACGUGCAGCAGCCCUGAACCGAAUAGAUCGCCGAAUAGCAUUCGGCUACGGACGAACCCUUCGACGGAUGAUUAAGAACUACGACACCAACUACAAUCCGGAACUUCCAUUAGUACUAGGGCGUUCAUGUGCAGGGAUCGUUGAAGCCGUCGGGAAAGGUACAAAAAGUGGUAUAGAAAUUGGUGAUGAAGUGUGGUUGGUAGCUCCCUGGCAUGAGUCGGGUACUGCUGCAGAACUUGUUGUUGUACCUGAAACUCGAAUAUCCAGAAAACCAUUCCUAAUUGGUUUCGAGGGUGCCGCCAGUUUGCCAUACAGUGGCUGCAUAGCAUUAAGUUUGAUGGAUGCUAACUGUCUCACGGAACAUACUUCCAAAGGAAAACGAAUAUUGGUACAGGAUGCAUGCUCGCCUGUAGGAUGCGUCAUAACACAAUUAGCUAACAAAUGGGGAGCUCAGGUCGCUGUUACUUGUCACACCAGAUCCGCACCGGUCAUUCAUGAGCUAGGUGCCAGUGACAUAAUCACGUUCGCCAACGAGCACUUUCGAUCCAACUUCAUCGACGUUAACGUAGAAAAGUCAAAUCUGAUCAACGAACUGACGGGUAGAGAAAAGUUUGACUACAUCUUCCUAACGACCCGAAUAGCAUACGAUCACAAAUUUCUGGAAAAAUUUCUUGCCAAAGGCGGUAAAAUUAUAGACGCAGUUGAACCAGAACUCGCAUCGGAUGAGUUCGGCCCCCUGAUGCGGGUGCUUCUCAGUAUUCUCGUAAGGUUUCGGAAAGUGACAGCAGCACUCUUUCGAACACAUCCUGAUUGGGGAGGACCACAUCUGUGUCACUUGGUGCUGGAAAGACUGGCUGGGUUUGUGAAUGAUGAAACGUUGAAAACAGUUGUUGACAGGGUUUACACCCCAAAUGAAGUUGAACGGGCGCUUGACCACAUUUGCAGUGAGAAAAGUAUUGGUAGCACUAUCAUUACGUUUCGAUGAGCGUAGUAAUUGGUUGAACUUGGGAACAGUACUGCACAAACAGACUUAACACCAUUUUUAUCAUGAAGAUUUACUAGUUCUCAAAUUGUGACAAUUGUCAAUUCCACAGCGCGCAUCUAUGUGUAAUUCUAAACAACAAUCGCUUUCUUGGGUAUCUAACAGUUUUAAGAUUUCUUGCAACAGGUUUUAGUUCCAUCUCUUUAUGUUAGUAGUGAUGUUGGUGAACAUCAGUUUGCCAUAAAAAUUUACAUAGUUUUUAUUAAAAAUUGUGGCUUACGCAAAUAUCUUUCUACCGUUUGCUGUUAAAAAUUCUUUCUCAUGAAGCCAAUUAGCAGAACCCACAUCAGUAAUUUAGCUUUUUUUUCAAGGUGAUGCAAAAAACCUGAUCUUACUAUACCUAGGUCUGCUAUUUAGUUUCACGAAAAGUUUCAUUAGUUCAAAAAUGUAAUAUCGGUAGCGAAUUACAACUGUAGGAAAAUGAAAAAAAUGUCUUCAUCUUUGUGUUUGCAAACAUA